Molecule: messenger RNA, 769 nt
Organism: Lycium ferocissimum
Lineage: Eukaryota; Viridiplantae; Streptophyta; Magnoliopsida; Solanales; Solanaceae
Product: extracellular ribonuclease LE-like
Exons: 3
Coding region: 388-660 (90 amino acids)
Biological process (GO): RNA catabolic process
Cellular component (GO): extracellular region
Molecular function (GO): ribonuclease T2 activity; RNA binding
Source: RefSeq, a predicted model, not a curated record
CUCUAGAAUGGCAACCAAUAGUUGCGUGCCAUUUAGUUCCGUGUUCAGUUACAAUAUUGUGAAGAAGAUUACAUGUUACAUCUAAAUCAUCUAAAAGAAAAUAAAGAAACAUGGCAUGCCGCUGUUAUAUUUUGAAUAACUCCGCUCCCACUAUGGCAUAGGUAAAAGAUUUAAUUUUUUUAUUACUUCGAUGAUUAUAAUAUUAUAUAGUUGGAAUUAAAAUAUCGGCCACGCUGCCUAUAUUCAAUACAUUGCCAACGUGGUAACAAACUAUCAGAUUAAUUAGCUAAUAAUGGAAUAGUUUGCCUCUAUAAAACCACCAAUACGUUGAGGUUUCAUCAUCUUAAAGUCUCCUCCAUAGCACAAACCAACACAGAAUAAGCAAAUAUGAGAUCCAUCUACCUUAUCUUGGUUAAUCUCGUUAUUUUCCAAUGUAUUACGUUAUUACAUGCUCAGGAUUUUGAUUUCUUCUACUUCGCUCAACAGUGGAAUCCAGCAUCGUGUGACAGCAAGAUAAAAUGCUGCUACCCAACAAAUGGGAAACCAGCAGAAGAUUUUGGCAUUCACGGACUCUGGCCAAAUUACAACAAUGGAUCUCUCCCAAAAAGCUGUAACAAGAAUGUCCGUUAUGAUGAAACAAAAGAAUCAAACCAGAUGUAGGAUCUUACAAGUUGGAAGCAAUCAAGGAAGCAAUAAAAAAAGGCAUUGGACAUGUUGCUGGUGUAGAAUGCAAUAUUGAUUUAUCUGGAAAUAGCCAACUUUUUGAGAU